Molecule: messenger RNA, 2480 nt
Organism: Fundulus heteroclitus (mummichog)
Lineage: Eukaryota; Metazoa; Chordata; Actinopteri; Cyprinodontiformes; Fundulidae
Exons: 13
Coding region: 114-2420 (768 amino acids)
Source: RefSeq, a predicted model, not a curated record
UGAUUGGACAAUAAAGCAGAUAUUUAUGUGAGGAAGGCAGUCUAGUGACUGACUAGGUCAAAGCAUUAAGUACUCUAAUUCCAGAUAAUCGGUCCUCAAAAAAAUCAGGGAUCAUGAGACAAGUUGUCCUAUUUUAUCUGCUGCUGUUUUUCACAAUGUAUUCAGCCCAAAAUUACCCAAAUGUGGCUUUGCGUGGCAAAGCAACUCAGUCUCAGCGUUAUGAGGGAGAAUGGGAUGUUUUUGGAGCUGCCUCCAAUGCCAUCGAUGGUAACAGAAAUUCCAACUUCAAAGAUGGAUCUUGCUCCCACACUGCAAGCCAAACCAACCCUUGGUGGAGAGUGGACCUGCUGGACUCGUAUACAAUCACCCAUAUCAUCAUCACCAAUAGAGGAGACUGUUGUCACAAUCGCAUCAAUGGGGCAAAUAUUCACAUCGGAAACUCUUUAACACUCAACGGUGCUGCAAACCCACUGGUUGCUGCAAUCUCUGAAAUUCCAAGUGGGACAUCCCAUAGAAUAGAUAUUCCUGACCCAAAGGAGGGACGUUAUGUCACAGUUAUGAUACCUGGUUCAGACAAAAUUCUAACACUCUGUGAAGUCGAGGUCUAUGGCUACCGCACCCCAACAGGUGAGAACCUUUCCCUUCAAGGAAAAGCCACGCAGUCAUCGUUGUACAAGUUUGGUUUUGCAUACAAUGCAAUUGACGGGAAUCGCAACAACGUGUGGGACAAGGCCUCCUGUUCACACACAGGAAACGAUCGCAGGCCCUGGUGGCGACUAGAUCUGCGCAAAACGCGCAAAGUAUUUUCCAUCAAAAUCGUCAACCGGGUUGAGGCAGAAGAAGGACGACUCAACAAAGCCGAGAUCCGCAUUGGAGAUUCUCUUGACGACAACGGCAACAACAAUCCCAGAUGUGCUGAGAUCAUAGUUUCCCCAGGAAAGGUUCUUUAUGAGUUUCAGUGUAAUGGGAUGGAAGGACGCUACGUAAACAUCGUCAUCCCCGACAGAAGCGAAUACCUCACUCUUUGUGAGGUUGAGGUUUAUGGCUCCACACUUGAAAUUGUGGACCUCCUCUCUGUAGUGAGACUCAUCAUUGUUGAAUAUGAGACCCACCACAGUGGUGUCGUCCUCAAACUUCACAACUGUGUUUGUGGGGUGGGAAACGUUGCUUUACGGGGCAAGGCGACACAGUCUUGGCGUUACAAAGGAGACAUGGAUGCGUUUGUUGAUGCCUACAAUGCUAUUGAUGGAAACAGAGAUCCUGAUCUUAGAAAAGGCUCAUGCACCCACACCGCAGCACAUGAUAACCCCUGGUGGAGGGUGGACCUGCUGGACUCCUACGUAGUCGACCAAAUCAACAUCACAAACAGACAGGACUGCUGUGCUGACCGGAUCUACGGGGCAGAAAUUCACAUCGGCAACUCAUUAAAAGAUGAGGGUGCUUCAAACCCUCUGGUUGCUACAAUUUCUUCAAUUCAAGGAGGGCCCACUCUUACUAUAAAGCUUCCUGAAGGUGUGGAAGGACGUUAUGUAACCAUUUUACUGCCUGGUCCAAGCAGGAUUCUCACACUCUGUGAAGUGGAGGUCUGUGGGUACCCGGCCCCAACUGGUGAGAACCUAGCACUUGAUGGCCAAGCAACCCAGUCAUCCCUGUAUGGGUUUGGCUUGCCAUAUAAUGCCAUUGAUGGUAAUCGUAACAAUAACUGGGAGCAGGCAUCCUGUUCACAUACGAAAAAUGACUACAGUCCCUGGUGGAGGCUGGAUCUGCGCACCACCCACAAAGUGUUGUCCAUCAAAAUCGUCAAUAGGGACAUACUCCAACAACGACUCAAUGGCGCUGAGGUCCGCAUCGGAAAUUCCCUUUUCAACAAUGGCAAUGACAAUCCCAGGUGUGCUAUAAUCUCUGCUUCUGGAAGUAGCCUUGAAUUUAAAUGUAAUGGGAUGGAAGGGCGUUAUGUGAAUGUGGUCAUCCCAUGGAGGAGGGAAUACCUGACUCUCUGCGAGGUUGAGGUUUAUGGUUCCAGACUUGAGUCAUCCCUGUAUGGGUCUGGCUUCCCAUAUAAUGCCAUUGAUGGUAAUCGCAACAAUAACUGGGAGCAGGCAUCCUGUUCACAUACAAAAAAUGACUACAGUCCCUGGUGGAGGCUGGAUUUGCGCACCACCCACAAAGUGUUUUCCAUCAAAAUAGUCAACAGGGACAUUCUCCAACAACGACUCAAUGGUGCUGAGGUCCGCAUCGGAGAUUCCCUUGCCAACAAUGGCAACUACAAUCCCAGGUGUGCUACAAUCUCUGCUCCCGGAGGUAGCCUUGAGUUUGAAUGUAAUGGGAUGGAAGGGCGUUAUGUAAAUGUGGUCAUCCCAUGGAGGAAGGAGUACCUGACUCUCUGUGAGGUUGAGGUUUAUGGUUCCAGACUUGAGUAAUUCUGUAUUACAACAAUUUCUGAAAUGUUAGCAUCUGUUGAAUUAAAAGAGGAAAAAUUA